Colletotrichum orchidophilum is the source of this 1770-nucleotide messenger RNA. RefSeq names its product major facilitator superfamily transporter. The coding region runs from base 1 to 1770 and encodes 589 amino acids. Gene Ontology annotation, molecular function: transmembrane transporter activity. Gene Ontology annotation, biological process: transmembrane transport. The transcript is spliced from 2 exons. Lineage: Eukaryota; Fungi; Ascomycota; Sordariomycetes; Glomerellales; Glomerellaceae. The record is from RefSeq and is a predicted model, not a curated record.
AUGGCGGAUACAAGUAAUUCGCCACACACAGCUCAACGAGAUUCUCACGAUGAGGAUCGAUCGACGAAUCCCCAGCGUACGACGUUGAGACAGCAGGUCGAGAGGCAUAUCACUGCCGCGUCAGAAAAACAAGUCGAAGAAGAGAAGACAGGCUCCUCGCGGCAAUCAUCCUCAUCAGACGACAGCGAUAGCAAUUCAGACCACAGCGCAAGCGUCCUCCAUGGCGUAAGGAGCUCAAGGUCGAGAUCCUUAUCGAGGACGGUAUCCGAAGUCAGAGAUGGUAUCGAGAACAGAAGAGACCUGGAACGCGGUGAAGAGUUGGAUCUUGAGAAGACUCAGACGACGAGGACUGCAAGAGACCCAAACCUGGUGACAUGGGAUGGCCCGAACGAUCCUGGAAAUCCAAAGCAAUGGUCCAUGAAGAGGAAAUGGGCGGCAGUCUUCUGCAUAUCAUGUUUCACCCUGCUCUCGCCGGUCUCCUCGUCCAUGGUCGCGCCCGCUCUGGAGGCUAUCGGGACCGACCUCAACAUCACAAGCUCCUUCGAGAAGGCCCUGGCCCUCUCCAUCUUCGUUCUCGCCUACGCCGUAGGACCCCUGGCCUGGGGCCCUCUGUCGGAGCUCUACGGCCGAGUCAUCGUCCUCCAGCUCACGAAUAUCUUUUACAUGUUCUUCAACCUCGGGUGUGGUCUCGCUCGCACAAAGAGCCAGAUGAUUGCCUUCCGCUUCCUUGCAGGCCUCGGCGGCUCGGCGCCCUUGGCCAUCGGUGGCGGCGUCCUUGGUGACUUGUUCGAGGCUGAGCAGCGCGGCAAGGCGAUCAGUAUCUACUCCCUCAUGCCCCUGCUGGGUCCGGCAAUCGGCCCCAUCGCCGGCGGCUUCAUCACCCAGAACACGACAUGGCGCUGGAUCUUUUACAGCACCACCAUCCUGACGGCCGUCAUCCAGUCCAUCGGUUUCUUCGUCCUGCAAGAGACGUUUGCGCCAGUGCUCCUCACGCGGAGGAAGAAGCGCCUCAUCAAGGAGACGGGCAACACCGCGCUGCACACCGCCUUCGACCACCCGGACCGUACGAUCGCGCGCACCCUCAGCAUCGCCUUCACACGCCCCUUCCGCCUUCUUGGCACGCAACCCCUGGUCCAGUGCCUCGCCCUCUACAUGAUGUACCUCUACGGGCUGAUGUACCUGGUGCUCUCGACCUUCCCGGCCCUCUGGACGGGAGAGUACGGCGAAUCCGUCGGCAUCAGCGGCCUGAACUACAUCUCCCUCGGUCUCGGCUUCUUCAUCGGAGCACAGGCGUGCGCCCCGCUGCAGGAUCGCAUCUACGCCGCCCUCAAGCGCCGCUACGUCCCCGACGGAGGGCCGGGACGCCCCGAGUUCCGCGUACCGAUGAUGGUCCCCGGCGCAAUCCUCGUGCCGAUGGGCCUCGUGAUUUACGGCUGGACGUCGCAGUACCACACGCACUGGAUUUGGCCCAACAUUGGCGCGGUACUGUUCAGUGCCGGAGUGAUUAUCGGGUUCCAGUGUAUCCAGGGAUUCCUGGUUGACACGUACACGCGGUAUGCCGCCAGCGCUGUCGCGGCGGCGACGGUGCUGAGAAGUUUGGCUGGGUUCGGGUUCCCGUUGUUCGCGCCGAGUUUGUAUCAGAAGUUGGAGUAUGGCUGGGGCAAUACGUUGCUUGCUCUGUUGGGUGUCGCGAUUGGAUGGCCUGGACCUUUGUUGCUUUGGAAGUUUGGGCCGAGGUUGAGGAAGAAGAGUCAGUAUGCUGCUGGCUGA